Molecule: messenger RNA, 4556 nt
Organism: Haliotis rufescens (red abalone)
Lineage: Eukaryota; Metazoa; Mollusca; Gastropoda; Lepetellida; Haliotidae
Product: DNA-directed RNA polymerase III subunit RPC5-like
Exons: 18
Coding region: 117-2237 (706 amino acids)
Biological process (GO): DNA-templated transcription
Cellular component (GO): RNA polymerase III complex; nucleus
Source: RefSeq, a predicted model, not a curated record
GCUGAAACCAUUCGGAUCAUAUCGGAGAAUUACGAUCGGCUACGUUUGCUUGAAAAUUCGAAUGACAUUGAAACUUACACUGGGCUAUUCCGAUUGAGUAAGCGUGCGCGACCACUAUGGCGGACGAUGAUGAUCCCGUCGAACAUGAGAUUAACGUGUACCUCUCAAAGAGCUUGGCACAAAAUUUAUGCCUAUUUCAGUACCCGGUGCGGCCAGCUCACAUGACGUACGAUUCAGUCGCACACCUGUCUGCUCGGGUCAAGCCGACUCAGAAGAAGGUUGAGCUUGAGCUGAACAUCAACACGCGGAGCCCCAACUACGCCCGGAGUAAAGGGGAACAGAUCGCCCUCAACGUGGACGGAACCUCUGCAACAAGGAAGGGCGAGCGCUUCUAUGGCAGUGACCUGAUGGACAAGCAGGUCCUCACCUCCUCCACAUGCAGCAUGUCCACAAACCGCUACGCAGCAGGAGUCCUCAAGGAUGGUGAGCUGCACCUGACGCCGCUGCACGGGCUGGUGCAACUGCGACCUGGUUUCUCCUACCUGGACCAUGCAGACACCAGGCCCAAACCCGACCUGACAGCUGCUGGCGAUGUGGGAGAUUCGUCCCAGGACGAGAUGGAGGAAGAGGCUAAGCCGGUGACCGUCAAGUUUGCCCGCCAUGAGAGCGAGGAGGCAAAGGCCAGGAGAAUGGCGUCCUAUGAAUAUCUGAAACAGCGGAUGAAUGAAGAGCCAUGGGUACAAGUAGAGUGCCAUGGGAUUGAGGAUAAUAUGGCAGAGUCGGAGCGGUUGUUGCUCUUAGCAACGCAGGGCGAUGACAUGUCAGAGUUCCAGAUGGCAGGAAAAGACUACAUGCAUUGUCUGAUGCCCCCAGCCACAGAGCAGACAGAGGACCAGCCGGCCAUGCCCAACAAUGUGCUGUCUCUUUCCCAGCUGAGGACUCUACCACUCCCAGACCAAGUGCGCACACUCCUCACAAAUGUGAAAGUCCUCCGCCUCGCCCAGCUGCUUGCACUGCUCCCCCAGGGGACGGACCCUGCAGCCGUGCUCCGCUCCCUCCAGCAGGUGGCGGUGCUGGUCCAGGGGUGCUGGGUCGUCAAGAGUGAGGUGCUGUACCCGAAGGAAGCCUGCAGUCCGCACAGCGGCAUCUCCUCCGAGAUCCUGUGUCGCGGCAGGGACUACGUGAUGUGGAAGUUCACCCAGUCCAGGCAUGUUGUCCGCAAAGAUGUGUCCUCUGUGAUAAAGCUACCAGCCGAGGAUGUCAAAGACAUUCUGGAGCAGAUGUCAAAGGUCAAGGCCAAUAAGGGCUGGGAGUUUGUGUGUGAGUUUGACAAGGAGUUCACAGACAGGUACACGGACAUUGUGCAGCGGCAGAAGAUGCUGUGGGAUGCUAAGUACCAGGCCCUCGCCAAGCAGUUCAAGAUUCCCAAAGAUCAAGACAAAAAAGUCAAAGGAACGGAAAUGGAAUCGCCUACCAAGAUUGAAAAACCACGGCGCCGGAGAACAUCAUCCAAAUCAUCUCCACGCCAACGGACACUAAGUGGGCGGUCUGUCUCGGAUCAGAGUGAUAUUGAAAUGGAACCUGCAUCCAAACCUGGCAGUCUUACAAGGGAGGUAACUCCUGUAAUGACAGAACCACUGGUGAUCCACGAGGAGAUCCACGACUCUGCUUCAAACAUUGCAGAACAAAUGGAAGUCUCUGAAUCCGACCAUGUGACACAAAAUGGUCCAAUCAGUGAUGACACAAAUACCAGUGAUACUAAUAAUUUAACCAAUGGUAUUAGUACUGAACUACGAGAAGAACUGUUGUCAUUCAUGGCUAAUUUAUUACGGACUAGAAAAGUGUUUACACAUAGUGAAAUGAAACGACUCUUCGCCCUGAAACUUCAGAUGUGUCCACCAGGGCACGUGUUGGGGUCGGGGGUGUCAGAGAAGUUGCUGGAGGAUGUUGUUGUGGAGGCUGGAGGCAUGUCAAUAGAUAACCAGUGGCCUCCUAACACGAAGCCGGAGCCAAUCUAUGCUCUUGUCAAAGUGGGGGAUGAAAGCGAUGGGGUAAGGAAGGUCCUGUUUGAUAUGUUCCGUGGAAGCUGCCGAGUGAAGACAAGUGCUUUCAAGAAAAAGAUUUUGGAAUUCACUGGGAGUGAACAGUCUGACAUUAACUGUAGAACACUGCUCAGGGAAUACUGUGAGACACGUGGAGCACUGUGGUACUUAAAGGGGGCGUGUCCAGACUCAUGAUGAAGGGCAGCUCCUUUGCUGGGAGCAUUGUCAGCUAAUCCUGUGAUGUCAGCAUAAACAUUCCUGCAGCCAACUGUGGAGCCACCUGUCACCAUCUUCAACGUGUUGAGCCACCACUCUCAACAUGUGGAGCCACAGCUCUCAACAUGUGGAGCCACUACUCUCAACAUGUGGAGCCACAACUCUCAACAUGUGGAGCCACCACUCUCAAAAUGUGGAGCCACAACUCUCAAAAUGUGGAGCCACCACUCUCAACAUGUGGAGCCACCACUCUCAACAUGUGGAGCCACCACUCUCAGCACGUGGAGCCACCUGCCUUUAUCUCCAACACAAGCCUUGAGUUAACACUCAGCCCUAUAGAUGUCUGUUACAUGCAUUAAAUGUUAUGUUCUGUAUCUCCCUCGGAAUUGUAUAAGAAUAAACAAGUAAUUUUUAUGACAACAAAACCUGGGCCCUCACAUGCAUACGACAGUAAAGCUAGCAUGAGGGACAAAUACUCCAAUACUGAAAUCUGUAAAUCAUCUUUUUCCCCACUGAAAUGUCUUGUUGUAUCAUUGGUACAUCAUUCCUCGAUACAAGGUGAAUUUGGUAUGCACACCCAAUACAUAGCUCUGAUGGUAGUCAGUAUUGAAGGGACAAGGUUAUUUUGUGUCAAAUGUGCUGGUCAAUCUGUCCAUCACAUGGAAGGUUUGUAACCUCAGUCUUCAUUAUGAGGCCUGCAGUCAGUAUCUGCUUCCCGUAUGGCCGUAGAAUCGUGCUUAAGGUGUUGCUGUGUGGAAGCAGGUACUGAGAGUUGUCUGAUCGUGUGACAAGUACUCUCUAAAUACAACACAGCACAGAUUGGUGAAUCAAUAUUAAUUUGAGGACUAACGAGACUAGUCACAGAUUGGGAACCCGCACGCAGGACUAGUGGAGUGCUGAAAUCCACAAGCCAUUUGCUAUCCACUGCUCUGCCAGCAGCCUUGUCCUCAGUAUAGACACCUCAGUUCCGUUAGGGGCAGUUGGGUAGCCUAGUGGUUAAAGUGUUCGCCUGUCACAUUGAAGGCUCGGGUUCAAUUCCCCACAUGGGUACGAUGUGUGAAGCCAAUUUCUGGUGUCCCCUCGCCUUGACAUUGCUGGAAUAUUGCUUAAAGCGGCAUAAAACCAUAGUCGCUCAGCUGCAUUAUUUUACAAUCAGGCCAGAUGUCUUAAGGUGCUGCUAUUCGCUGUGCAGAGUUGAGUAUUCUAGAUGUGCCUAAAACCUACACCCCCUGCCUAUGUUUCAAGUCAGCACCACACUCCUGCUUUCACCAAAGAAUACCUGCAUCAUGGGAGGCUUUCCUCCGCAUGAAACUGACAUGCCGGGAUAUGAUUGAAAUACCAGUCAUUAAACCAAACUUACUAUCUGACAAGGGCGGUCAGUGAGCCUUGUGGUUAAAACGUUGACUCGUGACACUAAAUACCUGGGUUUGUUUUCCAUCAUGGGUACAAUGGGUGAAGUGCAUUUCUGCUGUCCCGUCGUGAUAUAGCUGGACUUUUACUAAAAGGGGCGUAAAGCCCAACUCACUCACUCACUCACUCACUCACUCACUCACUCAAUGCAUCUGACAACCAUAUUGUGUUGUGAUUGGCUCUGAAUUCUUUGUUAGUGAGAGCUAGUAUUUGUGGUUAUGACCAUGUUUGCAAUAUUUAUGACUUCUCACUGUACUCUCACGUUAGGCUACUGCAUGACAUACCUGAAAUAAUGUCCAAUCAUUGUUAAGUCCCUCUCUCUCACUGCUGGUGCAGGACAUAAUAACCCAUCAUGCACGUCGAUGUACGGAUAAGCUGUAAUCAAUGUACAAUACAUUCACAGCAUCUGUCAAACCUUGAACGAGAGUCGUGACAUAUGUUGUGUAACAAUGAGAUGUUGUUUCCAUGGAAACGGGAUGAGCCUUACAUGUGUCACAAGUGAGGUGUGCAGGAUUUUACAAACUGACUAGGCUGAUACGCCAUGAGAACAAACAUGACACAUUACAGAUUUGUUCUUACAAGACUUAAUUUUUGAUGUGACUUCCAUCAGACUCUCCAUGGUAACUCAAAGGACGACCAUGGUCAUUUGUGACGUGACCAGCAUGUCACAUCAAACAUAAUGAGGUCAUAAUAAUUACAAAGGCUGGACAGCCAGCUUGUAUGGAUUUUACAAAAACUUGACUUGUCAGUCAGAUAGGUAGAUUGUCUCGGGAGUAUUGGUUAUUCCUAUUGGUUUCCUGUUGGCUGCAAGGAUGUCCCAAGCAACCUUAUAUGUACAGAUAUUUUGUACACCCUUUGUACUCAAAGAAAUAAAACAAUGAAAGUAUU